Molecule: messenger RNA, 975 nt
Organism: Lactuca virosa
Lineage: Eukaryota; Viridiplantae; Streptophyta; Magnoliopsida; Asterales; Asteraceae
Source: the annotation of a GenBank genome assembly
AAGCACUUUAGACAUGAUCUUAAUAUUUCUACUUUCUGUUGUCAAUACCUUCUUCUAGCAGCCUCAAUGGGUGUCGUACGGACAGACGAGAGUCGUAGAGCUGAGAUCGAAGAGUUCCGGCGGAUGCUGCUAUCCUGCUCCGGCGUUGUCCUCAAGGUUAGAACCGAAGAGGAGUACAACCGCCGGCAAGUGCCAGCAGCUAGCAAAAACGAAUACGCAGUAGAUCAGAAGCUUGUAUGCGUCACAAGCGGCGUCUCUUUCCUUGGCAUCGCAAUUGUGAAAAAAUUAUUACUCAGAGGCUAUUCCGUUCGGAUCAUCGUCGAUAACGAAGACGAUAUUGAGAGAUUGAGGGAGAUAGAAAUUACAGAGGAGGCAGGAGGAAGAUCGAACAUUACAAGCAGCAAUCAGAUCGGAGUUGUUCAGGCGAAUUUCAACGAACGUCGGAGCUUAAUGGAAGCUUUCGAUGGAUGUUCUGCUGUAUUUCAUACGGCGGCUUUCAUUGAUCCGAGUGGACUCUCCGGCUACUCGAAAAUAAUGGCGGAAGUAGAAGCAAGGGCAGCAGAAAAUAUAGUGGAAGCCUGUGCUGCCACGUCAUCAGUUAGGAACUAUGUGCUUACAUCUUCUCUAUUGACAUGCAUUUGGAGAGACAUUUCCGAUAGCAGCCUCUCUCAUGUGGUAGACCACAAUACUUGGAGUGAUGAAUCCUUUUGCAAACGCAAAAAGUUAUGGUAUGCUUUGGGGAAGUUGAAAGCAGAACACCCAAAGGCCAAGCCUUUUCUUCUUCAUCUCGGUGGUACCAACUCGAGCAUAAACAGCACCACCACCACUCUCCCUCCCUCUAACUUCUUCCCUCCUGAGGACAACCCAAACCUCCAACACCACCGAGAAACCUUCAUCACCACCUGCCAUCUUCCUUGUCCCACUCUCUCUAAACUGCUGUUGCAGUGCAACCUGGUGUGGUUUUUGUUUUGCUAA